Messenger RNA from Hemisphaericaspora subhashii, 621 nucleotides. RefSeq lists its product as uncharacterized. The transcript has a single exon. The record is from RefSeq and is a predicted model, not a curated record. Bases 1 to 621 code for a protein of 206 amino acids. NCBI's taxonomy places the organism in Eukaryota, Fungi, Ascomycota, Pichiomycetes, Serinales, Debaryomycetaceae.
AUGAAUGAAACUUUAGCAGAACUUUCCAAUCGAAUACAAAAGAUAGAAAUACAUCUUUCACAAAUUUCAAACAAUAAAAAUGUAUUAACUCAAAUCACCAAUGUCCAAAGGAAACUUGAACAAGUUUAUUUAGAUCAUCCUGGGUUUAAACAACUUAAUUCAAUUAUCAAUGAACUUCGAAUAUGGGAUAAGAUACGACCAGAGCCGGAACCAGAAAACCAAUGCCAGGAAGUGAGAGAUGGUCUUGAAAUGACAGAUGAGAUGAAGAAGGAAUUGCUUGUUUUGAAUGCUGAUCAAAUCAAUUUGAAUUAUAGUUUAGGAUCUGAAUUGAUUAAUAUGGAAAUAGAUUCAAUACUAAAAGGAAUUAACAGUAAGCUUAUGCAAUCUGAUAAAGAUACACCACUGUUGCUGUCUGCAUUAUUAGCUAGAGAAAGUGAGGUUCGACAUUUGAUACGAUUGGUUCAAAUUGUUACUGUUAAGAAUAUGAUUGUUUAUGAAGAAUAUAUGAAACUUAUCUUAAAAGAGAAUCAAUUCUGGAUUGAUAUGGAUGAGAGAAUUACUAAAUUAAACGCAAGAGUUAAUCUGAUUCAAUUGAAAAAGGAAUCUUCCAGUAAAUACUAA